Molecule: messenger RNA, 961 nt
Organism: Rubroshorea leprosula
Lineage: Eukaryota; Viridiplantae; Streptophyta; Magnoliopsida; Malvales; Dipterocarpaceae
Source: the annotation of a GenBank genome assembly
GAAAAAGAGAAAAUGGGAAGGAAGAUGGAGGGGAGGAAGGAUGAGAGUGAAAUGACUGAGGAGGAGAAAAGAACCCGAACAGGCUUCUUCCUCGGCACCGAUGAAUGGUUCACUCAGCAAGCGGAGAGCAUGAGUGAAGCGAUCCUAUCACCGGUGUUGUCCAACAUCCUUCUAUCUGAUAAUCUCAACCCAUGCAUCGCCGACGUCAAGAUUGGAAACAUCGGGCGCAGAAAGGGAAGAGAUGAUGAGGGAAAUAACCAAAGCGGCACCGAAUUUGAUGUGUAUUGUUUUGGAGUUAUUUUGAUAAAGUUGUUGACAGGAACACAGGGGAUGAAGGAGAGUGUGAAGCGCGAGGAAGUUGGCGAAGGAAGGGGUUGGGAUAUUGAGGUGUUAGACUUGAGGGUUUUUCUUAUCGAAUUCGGAUGGCCAGAUCUGGGUUUUUCUUCCUCUCCAAAACAAACCCAGAUUUGGGUUUGAACAGGGCACGAGUGAUCAAGGUGAAGGGGAAGAAAAUAAGGGUAUAGAUCUGGUUUUGUUCUUUUGCUUAUUUUGUGUUUUCUAUGUGUAUUUUCUGAGUUGAUUAAGUGGUUUUCGUGUUGAUUAUUUUCGAGAUUAGAUCUGCAGUUGGCUUUGGCUUGUAUGUAAUUUGGCUCGAAUUGCUUUUUUUCUAGAAAUUCUUUACUCUUUUUAAUCUAUGUUCCUUUUUGUUAGUUGGCUUAGGAGAUCUCGGCUUUGCUGUUUAGUAUAUUCGAGAUUAGUUUCCAUGUUAUGUGAGAAAAACCCAGAUCUGGGUUCGAGAAAAACCCAGAUUUGGGUUUGAAAGAGGAAGAAGAAAGGAGAAGAGAGAGAGAGAAAGAAUAAGAAGAAGAAGGAAGAAGGAUGAGCAAGGAAAGGAAAGGAGGAAGAAGAUGAAGUUUGCGAGAGAACCCAGAUCUGGGUUUAAGAAAAACCCAGAUCUGGG